AUGCCAGUUAGUAAAGGACCUAUUGCAAAAAAUAAAAUUCAAAAUAAACGUAAAAAAAAUCAGAAUGAUGAUUUGAGGACAGCUGAUGAGUUUGAAAAAAAACCCAAAACAAAAGAAAUUACUAAAAAAUGUUUAAUUACUGAUAUAUCUACUUAUACAGCUGUCAUUAAGUCAAAACCUUUUUCAACUUCAUGUGGUGUUAAAUCAAAUAGUAAGGUUUCAAGUAAUAAAAAUAAUCAGUUACCUACUCAAGUUAAAUCAGAAGUAAAAAAAGAUGAUAUCAAUAAUUGUGUAAAACCAAAAAAAAUAAAGGCUCCUUCAAAAAAUGUUAAAAAAGUUACUUCGGAAUCUAAAAGUAACAAAAAAGAAUUUCUUAAAAAUGAUGAUGAAGAAGGAGAAGGUAUAAAUGAAGGUGGCAAAGAAAAUAAAGAUACAAUUAUAGAAAUGCCCAUAGAUAUUUCUAAGACAUGUUGUAUAACAACUGAUAAAAAUAAAGAUGUUAGAAAAAAAUUUUGUGAAGAGUUAUUAGCAAUGAAAAGUAUAAAACAUGUUGUUGGAAACAAAGAGUUUAAAAAUCCAAAAUAUAAACCUAAUUUACCAGCAACUGCUUUUGCUAAAAAUAGUAGCCUUAAUAGAUAUAGUGAUGUUAAAUGUAUUGACAAAACUAGAGUUAUAUUAAAAAGAAAUUUACCAGAAUUCAAGGCAAAAAGAAUUACCAAAUCAUUUUCAUCGGAUGAAAAAUGUGUUGCACAAGAAAAUGACUACAUACAUGCAAAUUAUGUUAAAGUUCCAAACUCUGAUUUUACAUAUAUAUGUUGUCAGGGUCCAUUAGAAAAUACUUUAGAUGAUCAUUGGUUAAUGUGUUGGCAAGAAAAUGUAAAAGUUAUUGUUAUGUUGUGUGAAGUUAUUGAAGAUAAUGAAGAAAAAUGUCAUAAAUAUUGGCCAGAUAUUAUGACAAAAAAAGCUUAUGGAGGAAUUUUUGUUACCAAUGAAAAAGAAGAUACUAAUAAAUAUGCCAAUGUUGUGAUAAGAACUUUUAAAGUUCAAUUAAAUGAUAUGAAGAGAACGAUUAUUCAAUAUCAUAUGAGAUCAUGGCCGGAUCGUUUAAUACCAAAUGGAACACCAAUAAUAUGUUGUAUUUUACGCGAAAUUCAACUUGUUAGUGGUUUAAAUCCUACUGUCGUUCAUUGUAGUGCAGGAAUUGGAAGGACAGGAACAUUCAUGGGUGUUCAUUAUAUAAGUGAAAAAUUUAAAAUGAUUAAUGAUGGUAAUAUUAAUAUUUUGGAAGCUAUAAAAGAGAUGCGAGAACAACGUUUACAAACAGUACAAUCUACAAUACAAUUUGGUUAUUUACAUAUAUGUCUUCUUCAAUAUUUUUGUGAAGAAAAUAUUUUUGAUACUACUGAUAAUGUCAAAGAAUUUAUUUCAAAAAGUGUUGAAACAAUACAACAAUAUGCCUUACGUCUAACUCAAAAAAAUAAGGCAAAAGAAUGUGAAAGCAAAGGAAAAUAA
Molecule: messenger RNA, 1512 nt
Organism: Strongyloides ratti
Lineage: Eukaryota; Metazoa; Nematoda; Chromadorea; Rhabditida; Strongyloididae
Product: Protein-tyrosine phosphatase, receptor/non-receptor type domain and Protein-tyrosine/Dual specificity phosphatase domain and Protein-tyrosine phosphatase, catalytic domain-containing protein
Exons: 2
Coding region: 1-1512 (503 amino acids)
Biological process (GO): protein dephosphorylation
Molecular function (GO): protein tyrosine phosphatase activity
Source: RefSeq, a predicted model, not a curated record